Molecule: messenger RNA, 1197 nt
Organism: Archocentrus centrarchus (flier cichlid)
Lineage: Eukaryota; Metazoa; Chordata; Actinopteri; Cichliformes; Cichlidae
Product: GTPase IMAP family member 9-like
Exons: 4
Coding region: 1-1197 (398 amino acids)
Molecular function (GO): GTP binding
Source: RefSeq, a predicted model, not a curated record
AUGGGAGCAGCUGCCCCCACUUCCUCUUCGGACAUUCUCAGGAGUCUCUGUUUCUAUGUCCUUAGUGAAGUCAAUUAUCACAGUUCUAGCCGUUAUGCAUCUCCACCGAACAGUCCCAAACCAGUCGAAAUCAGUCCUCUCCAGCAGCCUCUGAUGACGAAGUCGGCUGUCCUCCAGAACACCAGCAACACGCACAGUUGCCUCCAAGACACCGCGCCACAGCUGUUACCCUCUCUGGAGCUGGACCUCCUCUGGCCACUACUGUUGUCUCUGUACACUAUGCUCGUGCACGCUCUCAGAUCCAGCAGGACAAAUGAUGAUGAGCUGAGGAUUGUGAUGGUGGGGAAGACUGGAACUGUAAAGAGUGCUACUGGAAAGACUAUUCUGGGUCGUCAGUGCUUUGAAUCCAAGUUCAGUGCCAAGUUUAUGACUGUAGACUGUUCUAAAGGCACAGGUAGAGUGGAUGGACAGCGUGUAGCCGUCAAUGACACCCCGGGCCUGUGUGAUACCAGGUUUGAGAUGGAGAAAACAACAAAAGAUAUCUCCCAGUGCAUCUCCUAUGCUUCUCCAGGACCACAUAUCUUCUUGGUGGUCAUCAGACUGGGCAGAUUCACUGCAGAGGAGAAGCAGAUGGUGCAAUGGAUUCAAAAAGUCUUUGGUGAUGCUGCAGACAGAUACAGCAUGGUUCUCUUUACCCACGGGGAUCUCCUUGAAGAAACUCCUAUUGAAGAAUACUUAGAAGAAAGCCCAGAGCUGCAGGACGUUGUGGCCAGAUGUAAUGGUCACUACCACGUCUUCAAUAAUAAGCUGAAGGAGCGCUCUCAGGUCACUGAGCUGCUCCAGAAGAUCAGAGAGAUAGUCCAGAACAAUAGAGGAAGCCACUACACCAACGAGAUGUUCCAAGAGGCUGAGAGGGCGAUUGAAGAGGCGAAAGAACGCAUCCUGAGAGAGAAAGAAGAAGAAAUACAGAAAGAAAAGGAGAAAAUUGAGAGGGAAAUACAGGAAAGAUAUCAGAAAAUUAUGCAGAAAUACAUAGAACAACUCCAGGCUGAGAGAGAGAGGGAGAGGAAGGAGAGAGAGGAGGAGAUACAAAAGAUAAAGGAAAAGUAUGAAAGAGAGAUGGAAAAGGAGAUAGCAAAGUUAAAGAAAAUGCAUGACAGAAAACUGGAAGAGAAAAGACGCAAGAUUCGGAAAUGA